AUGUCCUGUGCCAAGCGACAGAGGACCGAUUCCAUAGGCGGGGACAUGGCGGCCAACCGCAGCCGGGAGCACAUGGGCCCACUCGCCUUAACACCGAGGAAUGGUCGCCGUGGCGAGAGCGCCGUAGGAGGAACGCUCAAGAUGAACAUUGUUUCCUGCCUGAAGCCGAACGAAGCUGACAUUCUGGCUAUGCUGCUCGAGGCUGUGAAGUAUUCCAAAACGGGGACGGUAGUGAGAGUUGCAGGGGGCUGGGUGCGGGACAAGCUCCUGGGUCUCGAGAAUGAAGACAUCGAUAUUGCACUCGACAACUGCACCGGCGUGGCGUUCGCUGAGACGGUGAACGCCUAUUUGAAAUCCCAGGGGCGGGACGAGGGCAAGGUUGCCGUGAUCGAGGCGAACCCAGAGCAGUCCAAGCACCUGGAAACUGCGCGGAUGAAAAUAAGGGGGGUGUGGGUCGACUUGGUCAACCUGCGAACCGAGGUGUACAGAUCAGAUAGUCGCAUCCCUGAAGCGUCGUUGGGUACCGCGGAAGAAGACGCCCUUCGCCGUGAUUUCACCCUCAAUGCCCUGUUCUACAACGUCAACGAAGGGAAGGUCGAAGACAAGACAGGGAGGGGUGUGGACGACCUUCGUGACGGCAUCAUCCGCACCCCCCUGUCGCCGAUGAUCACCUUCCGGGACGACCCUCUCAGGGUGCUCCGCGCGGUGCGCUUUGCGGCACGCUUCGGGUUCGCCUUGCACGAGGAUCUGCGCGCCGCGGCCCGGGACAGCGAGAUCCAGGCAGCCUUGGGCACGAAAGUCAGUCGAGAGCGGGUGGGGACGGAACUGUGCGGAAUGAUAACGGGAAAGAUGGCCCAGCCGGCGCUUGCCCUCUCCUUGUUGCAAGACCUAGGUCUCGCCGCUGCUGUGUACGCUCCCCCGGAACACCUGGUUCCACCGCCUGUCGACGGAGGUAUUGACUGGGAGCGUGGGGCAGCGGUCGCUCGUGCCGCUGCCCGCCUUUUGGAGUUCCGCUCGAGCGUGACGGAGGCGGGAGAGGAGGAAGUUACGGACGGUGCACCACCGCCGGCAGCGGCAGCGGCGGUGGAAACAGUAGCGCCAGCGGAAGGGGCCGCAGCAGAAGCGGGUCUUGCAGCAGGCGCGGGCUCGAGUUGUGCCCCCAGCGCCGGUGGGGCUCAACCAGGCGGGAAAGCAAGCGCGCCAGGGAAAGAACCGGCUAACAUGUCACCGCUGGGGGGGGGGGGGGAGGGUCGGGUGAGCAUGGGGGGUAAGCCGGGUUCUCGCGAUGGAAAAAAGGAGGCACCGACGACUCUCGUGCGAGAGCUCUUCCUGUGCGCCGCGCUGCUGCCGCUGGCGGGGAUGAAACACAAGGCCAAGAAGGGGAAACUUGUUUCCGCAGCCCAUUCCGUCGUCGCUGACUCCCUCAAGCUCAAGUCCAAGGAAGCGAAGAACGUGGAAGAUAUUCUAGAUCUCCUCAAGACUUUCCGCCCGCUGGCAGAUGCUUACGUGGCUUAUCCUACCUCGCCCGGUACGAGCGCGGUGGCAACGAAGAUGGAGGUAGAGGUAGACGGGACAGACCGGGAAGGGAGAGCAACGUUCUCGAGACUUUCGGUUGGGCUCGCCGUGAGACAGGCGAAACAGCUGUGGCCGACGUGCGUGGACCUGUGCUGCGCCGUGGAAAUGUGCGAGCCUCAACAGCAGGCGCCACCGUCUCCAUCGCCGCCACCACCACCAACAACGACAAAGACAACCACAGGCACAAUAUUUGCAUGCCCUGCUGACCACCUAGAGCAAACUGUUGAAGCCGCCGCCGUCACCAGCUCGGCAGGAAGCGGGCCACCACCAGCGGCGGGUGGAGAAGAAGAUGAACCUUUUCGGGAGGGGGGCAAGGAGCGAGCCGUGAUUUACAAGUACGCUGGGUUGCGGAAAGCUGUGGCGGGCAUGGGCCUGGAGAGGGCCUGGGACAUGGUGCCUCUGGCUCGUGGCAAUGAGUUGAUGGCCGAGCUGCAACUGCCAAAGGGGCCCGAAAUCGGCAAACAAAUGGCCAAACAGGCUUCCUGGCAGCUGGAGCACCCAGAGGGUACUCGGGAGCAGUGCGUUGCCUUCUUGCGUGCAACCUUGUGAAGGGAAAAACGUGCAAGAUACGACGGUGCAGCGCUGCUUCUACUGCUGUUGCUGAGGGCGGUAGGGUUCAGUCAGUCAAACCCCUGUGUGUUUCAUAGCAAGGGGUCUAGCAAGGUAAACGGGGCGCCGUGAUUCAUACAGUGUACACGCAUGCAUGCGUAUGCGUUCCUCGCUUUCAGGUUGCCAGCAGUUGGUGCGUGGUGUGGAAUUCCUGGGGGGUACAAUGUACUCCACCGGGGAGAUAGAUGUACUCCGAACGGCUCUCUGAAAUCGUGUUUCACAUGGCAUUAGGAGAAGUCCGGUGUUGAGGCCGUGCAUGCGUCCCGCUUGCGUUGGUUUGUUCUGUGCGUUGCAGUGCACCGCAUAUAUAUGGGGGUCGGUUAUUUGUGUUGCCGACGACCCUAGAUGAGGCGGAGCUCUUCAGUCGGAGAUGAGACUGCAUGCAUAGGGCAGAGUCAUUAAUAACUACCGUGGCGGUCAAGAAAUUGGAUGGAAAGAGGUGCAAGAACUCGGUGGUGAUGCUGGCCGAUCUGUAGCCUUCGAUUUGAUGCAUCUGAUGUGCGCACACAAACCCACGCUGUCGCUCCAGUGGUUAAAAACUCGCAACCUGCAGUCGUGAGUCCGAAUCUCAGCGCCGUCAAACGAAUCAGAAUCUUCCCUCAAAAGCAGUCCUACCUAACUGGAUAUUGUAGCGAUUGAUUCGUCGUGUGGUGUGCACAACGGAAUCAAUCACGAUUAUCGAGGAAAAGGAACGGCUGAACACUUGCCGCGACAUGGCAAAAACAAGCAAGUCCUCCUCUGUGACAUCCCUUCUGUAGAAUGUUACCCAGGCUGGCAUGUCCAACAAAAGUCAUGACGAGGGCAAACGAGAGGCGAAAAAAAUGCUCGAUCGACGUCCAGAAGAAGCGGGGUGACUUGCACUUGCACCACACAUGUUUCAUCGAUCAGCCGGUUGGGUAGCUAGCGUGGUUUACGUUGUGUUGAGCGUGCAAGGGUUUUCGGGACACUCAAUCUGUCUCGUAUGUUUUGUCCCACAUAUCCCAACGUGGGAGGAUUCUGUAAAAGUCCAUUUCUAGGGUGCUUUCAUGGCGGCUGAACGUUUUGGGGGGAACUUUCUACGAGCAUCUUGGGGACACAACGUUUUGUUUGGCCCCCCGUUAAUGGAUUUGACGUAUGAAUACGAGCGGGGAAGUUUUCUGCGUCUUUUGUCAAACCAGGUGAAAUCUUCACGCAGUGGCGUUCUCGAGAAUCUCUAUUAGGUUUUGAGUGGGGGCAGAUAGAAUCACCGAUUUUGUGUUGAUGUGUGGCGCCGUAGUCUUCAUAAACGGAUGGUGAGAAAACC
Molecule: messenger RNA, 3466 nt
Organism: Ectocarpus siliculosus
Lineage: Eukaryota; Phaeophyceae; Ectocarpales; Ectocarpaceae
Source: the annotation of a GenBank genome assembly